Messenger RNA from Heteronotia binoei (common prickly gecko), 896 nucleotides. RefSeq names its product cilia and flagella associated protein 276 (gene CFAP276). The record is from RefSeq and is a predicted model, not a curated record. The transcript is spliced from 5 exons. The coding region runs from base 220 to 738 and encodes 172 amino acids. Lineage: Eukaryota; Metazoa; Chordata; Lepidosauria; Squamata; Gekkonidae.
CUUUCCGCCGCUUCCUGUAGUAUCAUUUCCAACCCUUAGAGGGCGCGUAAAAAGAUUGCGCGACAACUUCUCGAAGCCGCCAGAACCGUCGCCUAGCAACCUCUGUGAAAUCCUAAACAAAACUAUCGCGCGGUGUCACAACCUACGGGUCUGCUGCAGUUGUUGUGACCGCUAUUGACACUUGGGGUUCCUGAGCGGGGUUUUUCCGGAGACUGGAAUAUGUCACCUACCAGGGACCCCUUCCCGUUUCCCCACUACGAAAGUGAAAACACCUGCCCUGGUCAGCCCAGGAAUUGCCAGAAAGCUCUCUAUGCUCUGCCCACCCACCUGGUGCAACAACGAGACCCCUGGAAUCGAUUGCAUGCCAUGCCUACCCUAGCAAGCACCAGGAGGCAAGUCUGGUACACAGAACCUGAGGUUUCCAGAGACAGCCUGGAUUUUAACCUCAGUUCCUUGUACAAUCAUCACAAAGACUUGCUUAAAGAAAAGAGCAAGGUAGUUCUCCAUAAAGAAACCAUUUUUGAUGACCAUGGAGCUCUGAAGAGUUUACAGUCUGUGAAGGAACGUGCUGUGCCUCCAGUUCAGCCUCACACUUCUAAGGGCAUUUCUGUGAGACACUGGGUCAACCCAGUAAAAGAGUCAAUCCACAGCUUUGAGGGAGCCAUUGAGAGUCCUCACACUGCAGCCACCAACAGUGGAUACUCUCGCAAAGAGAAUGGUGGGAUCUUCUAUCACUAAAAGUUUUGCAAGGCCAUCCUUCCUUCAUCCUUCAGCUUGCGUUAAUUUGCAUCUGAGUUCAUUCUUUAGUCUGCUUUGCUUUUUGAUUCUUCAUUAAAUGCCCCAGCUUCACUGAACUCUAGUAAGAUCACAUCUAUUAAAUGCAACCAUUCUCAUGC